Messenger RNA from Gopherus flavomarginatus (Mexican gopher tortoise), 3264 nucleotides. It is a transcript of the gene ATF2, whose product is annotated as activating transcription factor 2. Gene Ontology annotation, molecular function: cAMP response element binding; DNA-binding transcription factor activity, RNA polymerase II-specific. The transcript is spliced from 14 exons. NCBI's taxonomy places the organism in Eukaryota, Metazoa, Chordata, Testudines, Testudinidae. Bases 257 to 1720 code for a protein of 487 amino acids. The record is from RefSeq and is a predicted model, not a curated record. Gene Ontology annotation, biological process: regulation of transcription by RNA polymerase II.
CGUGACUCCUUUUCCUCGGGCGGGGGUAUGUCAGUGAGUUAUCGCGAGAAGGGACGGAAGCCUGUUGGGGACCCGGCCUUUAAUGUGCGGUUCGACCCGUCUACCCGGGCUUUCCACUUGUGUUCUAGGAAUCUGAGAGAAGCUGUUCCAGCCCCUCCAGUUCAUUGCCAUGAAAAGGAGAAUGUGAUUAAACUGCCCACCUUAUGAAAUUUGGCUUACAUGUGAAUCUGCCAGGUAAUACAAAGACCUGUGGAAUAUGAGUGAUGACAAACCCUUUUUAUGCACUGCCCCUGGAUGUGGCCAGCGUUUUACCAACGAGGAUCAUUUGGCUGUCCAUAAACAUAAACAUGAGAUGACACUGAAAUUUGGUCCAGCUCGUAAUGACAGUGUCAUUGUGGCUGAUCAGACACCAACACCAACUAGAUUCUUGAAGAACUGUGAAGAAGUGGGUUUGUUCAAUGAGCUAGCAAGUCCUUUUGAAAAUGAAUUCAAAAAGGCUUCAGAAGAUGACAUUAAAAAAAUGCCUCUAGACCUAUCUCCUCUUGCAACACCAAUCAUAAGAAAUAAAACUGAAGAGCCUUCAGUUGUGGAGACAACUCAUCAGGAUAGUCCUUUACCUCAUCCAGAGUCCACUACCAGUGAUGAAAAGGAAGUGUCACUUCAGCAGACUGCACAGCCUACAUCAACAAUAGUUCGUCCAGCGUCACUGCAGGUUCCUAAUGUACUGCUAACAAGUUCUGACUCAAGUGUUAUUAUUCAGCAAGCAAUACCUUCACCAACUUCUAGCACUGUCAUUACCCAGGCUCCAUCCUCCAACAGGCCAAUAGUACCAGUACCAGGUCCUUUCCCUCUGCUGUUACAUCUUCCUAAUGGACAAACUAUGCCUGUUGCUAUUCCUGCCUCAAUCACAAAUUCUAAUGUUCAUGUCCCUGCUGCAGUUCCACUUGUUAGACCUGUCACCAUGGUGCCUAGUAUCCCAGGAAUCCCAGGGCCCUCCUCCCCACAGCCGGUGCAGUCAGAGGCAAAAUUGAGAUUGAAAGCUGCCUUGACCCAGCAGCAUCCUCAGGUCACAAAUGGAGAUACUGCCAAGGGGCAUGCUAGUGGAUUGAUUAGGACUCAGUCAGAGGAAGCCCGAUCACAGUCAUUACAACAGCCUGCUACAUCAACUACAGAAACACCGGCUUCCCCAGCUCAGCCCACACCACAAACGCAAAAUACAGGAGGUCGUCGAAGAAGAGCAGCGAACGAAGACCCUGAUGAGAAAAGAAGAAAGUUUCUAGAGCGAAACCGUGCUGCUGCUUCAAGAUGUCGACAAAAAAGAAAAGUGUGGGUGCAGUCAUUGGAGAAGAAAGCAGAAGACUUGAGCUCAUUAAAUGGUCAAUUACAGAAUGAAGUCACCCUGCUGAGAAAUGAAGUGGCACAGCUGAAACAGCUUCUUCUGGCUCAUAAAGAUUGCCCUGUAACCGCCAUGCAGAAGAAAUCUGGCUAUCAGACUGCAGAUAAAGAUGACAGUUCUGAAGACAUUUCUGUGCCAAAUAGUCCACAUACAGAAGCUAUUCAGCAUAGUUCUGUCAGCACUUCCAAUGGAGUAAGUUCAACCUCUAAGGCAGAAGCCGUAGCCACGUCAGUUCUCACCCAGAUGGCGGACCAGAGUACAGAGCCAGUGCUUUCACAGAUUGUUAUGGCUCCACCUUCCCAGUCACAGCCUUCAGGAAGUUGAUUAAAAACUUGCAUUGCAACAGUUUCUUAGAUAUACAUUUGUGACUUUAAAGGGAAAUCAAGACCAGUCUCCAUCUAAAAAGAUAUGUAGCUUAAGAUUAUUCAUUUUUAAAAUUCAUAUUUAAAUUUGGCUUUAAAGAUUGGCAGAUGGGCAGAUGAAGAGGAGACUGAAAAGCAGUUUCUAGUCUCCUUGCAGAAUAUGGAUUUUUUUUUUAAAAAGUUGAUUUACUAGUUAUUUUCUGUGCUCAAUGUGUAAAGUGUGUGUAAAGUACAAUGUGGUUUAUUUCACUUUUAAUCUGGUAUUAUUUCAACCAACAUUGGGGUGAAUUAUUAAAGUGCAUCUCCAAGACUGUGAUAGUAGUAAUAUGUGACAUUUUAUACCAAAGUUCUGCAUAGUCCCUAUUGACUUUGAAAUGUUGGCAAGGUCAUAAAGCACUAGGCAAGAGAAAAAGACAGUAAAGUACAUUUGCUUUUAGUCUUUUUUUCCUUUUUAUUGUUUUGCACAUUAUGAGAGAAAGAACAUUGGGAGAAAAUGUUUGCUUUAUAUCAUGUGUAGCAUUUUGUUUGGCUUAUUAACUGUUUUGUUUGGUUGGUUGUUUUUUUUAAAUUGUUUAACAGGGCCAGUAUGGUAUAGGGAAAUACAAUACUUUUAUGCACAUACCUAACUAGAUGAGGGUCAUUACUAACUAGAUUUUCUUUAAAAGCUGAUGCCAAUUUUUUCAACACUUUAAUUUUAAAAGAGGAGCUUUAUUUCUGCUGUCAAAACAAUGGUCUGCAAAUACCCUUUGUGGCUAGGCUAGUAGAAAACAGUAAAAAGAUAUUGUACAAUACAGGGUUAUCAAAUAUGGAAUAAUUUUCAUAGCUAGCUUGAUACUUUGUGGAUUUUUGAAUCACAGACUAAGGAGUUUACUCAUUCACAAGUAUGGAUGCGAGAAAAGCCUAAAAAACCUUUGUUAAACAACACUUUUUUCCUUCUUCUUUGUCAUUGUCUUGUAUUUGCAAGCUAACUUGUACUUAAUUCUUGUGUAAGCACUGUCAUCUUUUAGUAGCAAAAUUUUGAUACCUUUCUCGUGGAAAAAUCAGUAUCUACCAUAUCUUGGAAACAAUGUAAUUAUAAUGUGGUGUGUAUGUGUGUGAGAAUGGUUCAGUAGUUUAUGCCAGAAAUCUUUGCUUGAAUGUUUAAAGAUGCCUUCAAUGUGAUACUGGCUGAUAGAUUGCAGUUUAAAAAUGUUAUUUACUGUGUGAACUUGGCUAACUAACAUUCCAUGAUGUAUGUUUGUUUCUGAUGAGAUGAUUGUAGGUUCACUUUUUCUCAUUAUCCAAUCAUCUGCAGGAUAUUGAGUUUUUUAAAUGUGCCAUUAGCUAUUUGGAUUCUGUACUCAUGUUCAAAAUACAGUACAAUAUUUUACAGUAGAUUACGUUGGGGAAAAAAGUAGAUGUGUGCUUUCAGGUCAGAAAACUUUGUACAAUAGCUAAAGAGUAGCAAAUUUUGGCAGUCAGACAGGAUUCCAUUAUGUAUAUAACAAAGAUUUAAUGCAUUUAUAA